Klebsormidium nitens is the source of this 1661-nucleotide messenger RNA. The record is from the annotation of a GenBank genome assembly. Lineage: Eukaryota; Viridiplantae; Streptophyta; Klebsormidiophyceae; Klebsormidiales; Klebsormidiaceae.
GCUGUGCACUGGCAGGCUGCAGCUGUCAAAAGUCGGCCCGCAUGAGUGAGGGAUGAGGAUCUUGUGCCUUGCUGCCCGUGAGCCUCAGUAUAGGUAGCGGUAUGCUCUAGAGUGGUAUGCGAAGGAGUGGUAUAGCAAAACCCUGGGGAGAGAUAUUGAGAGAAUUGGAUGCUGGCGCUAAGAAGUCGACUUUGUCGUUAGGGCGGCAAUUUCUUGUGCUUCUGAUGAUCUCACACACAGCAUCCUCGUGCGGGAAGCUGCUUAGAUAGAUUGCCCCCCUUAUGCUCUAUUUCCCGCUUUCUCCUGUCAUUUAGCAUGGGGCCUGUGAAACACGAGGAUGGUGGGGAUAGUACUGACGGUGGGGAUGGCACUGACAGUGGCAGGUUGCGCAAGAAGAGUCUGCGGGGUGCUAGUGGCAAAGCAGCAUGUUCGCUGCGUCUGGAGCAACAGCAGCCGGAGGAGGAGCAGGUGGGGACCAGCUCGGAACGGCAGCACAUUUGUGAGGUCUGCGCCAUAGCCUUCUCAAAGCCAGCACAUCUGCGACAGCACCUCGUGAUCCAUACAGGCCAGCGGCCCUUCCCUUGUCCCCACGCUGGCUGCGCGCGCACCUUCAAGCGGCAGGACCACCUGCGCCGCCACCUGCUGAGCCACAGCCAGCCGGUCCUGCCCUGCCCCAUCCCCGGCUGCCCCGUCACGUGCAGCCUGCCCGACAACCUGCGCGCGCACGUCAAGCGCCACCAGGCGGCCUGCUUCCGCUGCUCAGAGCCUGAGUGCACUUUUGAGACGGCGUUCAAGCGGCAGCUGUGGGAACACACGCGCUCCUGCCACGCAAGUGGCCACAUGUGCCAAGAGCCAGGGUGCAGCAAACGCUUCAAGUUCAGAAGCCUGCUGACUGCACACCAGGCCUCGGUGCACGGCUUCACAGCCAACCGAGCAGCGCCACUCGUCAGCAACAUUGGCGCAUCUUCAAACACAAAUCGUGGUCCAGGCUGCAAAGAUGCGCAGGAGUGCUCCACUCCAAGACCAGGCGAUUCAGGCCGCAGCAGCUCAGGAGCAGCCACGUCAACAGACGAGGAGGCUGGCUCGGGGCCACCCGGGCUGGCUUGCCCAGUCCCAGGCUGCACCGCCCAAUUCAGGCUGAGGAGGUCACUCAAGCAGCACUUAACGGUCGCCCACCUGAAGGAGGCACGACACCCCUGCAGCACCGCUGGCUGCCCGGCCUCUUUCUUCACCGAGGCUGACCGGGCCCGCCACUCAGCCACCAAGCAUCCACCAGCCGGAGUGGGUGUGGCCACUGGAGGCGCUUCUCAGUCUGGUAUGCAAGCAGCACGCCAAAGACCUAGCAUAGCCAGUAUACUCGACCAACCGACGUUUGCGGAUCCCAUAUAGUCGAUGCGCUUAGGAAACGUGAGGAGGAGCGAAAGCGUUUGCACUCUGAAUCUCUUCAUGAAGGUGUAAAGUACAUGUUUCAGGUUUAGCAAAAGCACUGUUAUAGUUCAUGGUCUCCGGACCGAGCAAAAAUGACAUCUUAGAGCGCUAACUUGCGGAAUAUUCCAAGAGCUCACGAAGGUUAGCGUAUAAAGUCGAUGUUGCCACUAUAUAUACGUACUUGGGAAGGGAAAGUGAGAGUACUCCUUUGUUGCCGCCAUGAAUGCCAUGAA